Molecule: messenger RNA, 674 nt
Organism: Salvia miltiorrhiza (redroot sage)
Lineage: Eukaryota; Viridiplantae; Streptophyta; Magnoliopsida; Lamiales; Lamiaceae
Product: zinc finger protein 2-like
Exons: 1
Coding region: 44-475 (143 amino acids)
Biological process (GO): negative regulation of abscisic acid-activated signaling pathway
Source: RefSeq, a predicted model, not a curated record
UAACUACAUUUCUCUCUCUCUCUCUCACCUUCGAACCACAUCAAUGGCGGACCCUAGCACGUACGAUUUCUUCAAGCUAAACACUCAUCCGUCGAACAAACUAAAUCCUCCGUCAAAUUCGUGCUCCAAUUCGCGAUUGUUCUCCUGCCUCUACUGCAACCGCAAGUUCUGCACUUCUCAGGCCUUAGGCGGCCAUCAGAACGCGCACAAGCGCGAGAGAGCUGCUACUCGAAGAAAUCUCGCCGCCGGAGAUGCGGUCUCCCGCCCCCACAGCCACCCGCCCGCCGCCGCCGCAUCGUUUGAACUCAACUCGCCGCCGCCGCCGUCGUACGGUCACUGGCUGCAGCAGUCUCUGGACGACGGCUCGAGCUCCGCGCCUCUGGCGGUUUUCGGCGGUGGACGAUCGAUUUCCGAGCGGUUCUCGGUAGACGAUUCUGGCGACAACGUAAACCUCGAUCUCACGCUUCGUUUGUGAUGAAUUCUGUUGUUCAUUUUUUUUUUAACUGGAUUGCGUUAGGUUGCGAUGACUGAUCAAUUAGGGUUUAAUCCAAAGGUUAUGUGAGAGAAAACUGGAGAUUAACUGAUUUUUAGGGGUGAUUGAUGGGAAUAUUGCGAUAAUAUAAGUUUGUUUAAUUUCAGAGUUGAGAUUGAUAUAUAUCAUAUAUGUGCAUGGU